Messenger RNA from Stylophora pistillata, 4220 nucleotides. RefSeq lists its product as uncharacterized. Gene Ontology annotation, biological process: proton transmembrane transport. The record is from RefSeq and is a predicted model, not a curated record. NCBI's taxonomy places the organism in Eukaryota, Metazoa, Cnidaria, Anthozoa, Scleractinia, Pocilloporidae. Gene Ontology annotation, molecular function: voltage-gated proton channel activity. Gene Ontology annotation, cellular component: plasma membrane.
GUUGGUUCCCAUUCUCCCAUUUGUAAACGCCAGAGACAAUGUGUGGAGAAAUCGAACGUACAAACAGAACGUUAAGAACGGAUUAUUCUGCAGCAAACACAAAUAGCAGCUUAAAAGAAUUUGGUUUUCUACGGAGGGUUGAUACUCGUUUUGAUUAAGGAUUCGCUGAAGGUAGGAAGGAUACUGAAAAGUAAUUUCCCUACCACCACCAACCAACAGGCUAAACUACUUUAACUUCUAAGGCAACAAGAUUGGACAGGUUAAACGAUACGUAAUUAUUUCAAGACUUUCCAAAGAUCCUUAAAAGAAUUUCCAAAGAUCCUUAGCCCGUUUUGCAUGAUCGAUAGAAGUGUUCUCAACCACCGAAAACCAGCCGUGUGUGAUCGGUGUUCUAAACAUCAGUUAGGAAAUGCUUUUCAUCAGUUAGGAAAUGCUUUUAUUACAAAAAUCUGUCUCCAGGAAAGAACUUGAAAUCAUGAUACCUUUAGUGUUUUUUCCUAUUUCUUUUGUCAAUUUUCACUCGUGGGUUUUAAAGAAAUACGUAGCUUGUCCGAUGUUAGAAUAAUAUUUUUUAUAUCUCCAUGAAUCAGAAUUUUUUCUUUUAAUGAAUGAUUUAUUACUUAAUUUUGAUCUGAGAUGAGAAGGCAUCCAAAAUUUGCGACAUGGGAGAACUUAUCGCCACUAAAUUGACAAACUCUGCUUUAAUUCCGAACAAGAAUUCGAAGCCUCAUAAUCAUUUAUUUUUCAUUGAACAGAAUAUCGUGCAUAAUUAUUAUUUGGGUGAAACUUAUUGUAUUAGUGGUUUGCUUUUGUCAGAAUUACCGGUUGCAGCAGGUGUACCAAUUUUGCUUCGUUGUCUUAUCGAUGUGUCCUUUCACUGGGGUUAAUUGAACCACCCGUCGACAAAACUGUGACAGGGAGAACAAGGACAUUUCACUGAACAACUUCACAAUUUCUUAACAUGGCCACAACCAAAACACGCUAUUUAACGCACCAGCACUUACAAGUUGGAAAUUAUUUUGUUGAUUGAAAAAUGAACUGAAGCCAGAGAGUAAACGAUGACGCAGAGUGGCUUUUAAGGGGAAAGGAAGGAAGGAAGGAAGGAAGGAGAGAGUUUCAGCUCUUUCAACGGUUCUCCUUUAUGAUCAUCGUACAAAUCUUCACUUGAAGGGCUGGAGAUCCGAGUUUCUCUUGAGGAUUGGAGGUGGAGGAAGCAAAUCAGUGUCGAGCAUAUUAAUAAUUUUAAACUUCUGAGAGAUGUGUCAUAUUUCAUAAACUAUUUUCGUUAGCAUCAACUUUUCAGGUGACGACCAUGAAACACAACAUCGCAAAGUUUAAGAGGAAUGGCCGGCGUGGAUUAUCAAGCAAUUCCUACGUAAAAGAAGACUUGACGAAUGGAAUCUGUAGACCAGUAUACUGCCUCUUCUGACUCGGAGGAAUUAAGUUUGGACAAUUUUACUUUGCAAAGACUAGCUAGCGCAAACACGGAGACAGAGGACACUAGCGAUGGAAGCGACGAAGAUUGCCGAUCUACCAGGCGGGAGUCUGGCGAUAGAAGGGAGAUAUCGCCAGAGAAACAUCGCGACAAGAAUAAAAUCAAGAGCGAUUUCUCAAAAGAAGCUUGGAACAAAACCCACAUUCCAGGAGAUUCAAAUGAAUCUCCAAAGCCAGUCACAAGUGACACAACACAUUCUCUACGGGUACUCCCAAGUGGAGAAACUGAAACUUCCGCGAGUGCCCGAGCCUACUCUCCAGAGGAGGACAGUGAACUGUUUUCAACGGAAUACGUCGAUAAGUUGGUGGCCUCCUUUUGGAACAAAGUUGAUCAGAAGAUCGAGGCGGCGGUUUCUAAUUACCAAGCGAGUCCGCAGGCCGGUCAGCAGACUAACCUGGAAAACAGUGCGCCGACAGAUGAUGCGAAAGCAAACGACGCAAAAACUAAUGACAAAAGUACCACUAAGUACUCUGGAGGUGUCUGUGUAUUCAUCCUUUUUAUAUUCCAGUUCUUAGCAAAAAUUUGGGUUAUUUGUAAAGAGGAAAUAAAGAACAAGUGGAAGGAGCGGUUUACGGAUGAAAUGGGGCAGCAUAAUCUGAAAGCGAUUAUAACUCAUCGCCACGCUAACUUCACAGUUGUCAUGGUAACUCUGGUGGACUGUUUCCUAGUGAUUGUCAAUAUUCUUGCUGACUUUGAUGUGAUUGAUGAUAACGGAAUCGAGUUCAUUUUUAAUGGUUUUCUUUACAUCAAUUUGGUGAUAAUGUUCUUAUUUGUUCUCGAGUGUCUUAUAAGAAUGGCUGUUCUCAAAAAAGAACUGUUUCAAGACAAGAUGGAGAUGUUUGACGCUGCACUGGUGUAUUUCUAUUUUCUGGUAGAAUUAAUUACAAGCAAUUGCUUAAGUGAAGUAGGGAAUCCUUACCCCAAGUACCUUCAUAUGAUAGUUAUUCUUCGAUGCUGGCGCAUUCUUCUUGUUUUAGAACAACUUCAGCUGGAGAAAGAACUAGAAUUGAGCGCCAUAGAAAGCCAAACGCAAAGAUGACAGCAGUGAAGGACCACACCCAUUUUUUAAACAAAUUUUCCGAGGCAUUUCAAACGAGCAUCGAAAUCGACAUUUUUAUUUAAUCUUUCCUCCCCCAAGAUUGCCACUUUAACUCUCCGUUUUGUCUGCCACACCUUCCUUUCAAAAAUUACUUCAGGGAAUUCGCUCGAAACUUUUUGAUUCAUUGUUUGCCUAACGACGCUUUAAAGGAAAGGCCAUUCGGAAAAGCUGCUAAGCACAGUGGCUGCUCCAUAAAAAACCUAUAUAAUUUUUCAUUUGCAAAGGCUUUGCUCUGACAGGUAUUUAAUUCCAUUGAGAAUUAUGACCAGAAAGUUACGUCUUAGUGUAACCGAUUAAUUCUGUGGUUGACAAUCGCCCCCUUCCCCACCGAAUGAAAAGAGGACCAGAGUUCUUUUAGCAUCACAGCGGGGGAAGGGAUAAAAAGAACUUGACGUGAACGCAAAGCUACCUCAAAGUGCUCAGAUAGCGCUAGUUCUUGAUUAUGUGUAGCGUAACAUUAUAAUCGUUUUUCUUUGUUUUAUACUGUAAUGAAACGUUUUUCCGAACAGCUAUAGCGCGAACUUAAAUCCAUAUAAGGUCCGAUUGAUGUAGUCAACGUUUCGGUUUUACAUGACCUACAAUUCUUUGUGAAAUACAGUGGCGUUAGAAUCGCCAAGAUUGAUAUCUUUACGUUAGUAAGGAUUUCCAUGCACUUUUGUAUAUCAAGAUUCUCAUAAUGAGAGGUUCCUUAUAUAAAUUGACGUAUUUUAAACUACCUUUCGAAAAGAAUGUACAUUUUUUAAAAGCAAUGAUGGUUUCUAUUUUCAGCAAACAUCAGGUGCAUGAUAAAAAAUAGUGUAGAAAUAUAGCCCUAUUUAACCAAUACAUGGCUCCAUAUCUUUAGUACGGUAACCUUGUUCAAAUUUCACUCAUUGGGUGUAAACGAACAUCAAAGACAAAUAAUAAAUUAUUGAGUCCGAAAACUGUAGGAAAGGUAAUAUGAAUACAUGGAUAAAUAUAGUCUAUUAACUUUUUUAAUCCUCAAAAAGUGUUCUUCUAAAAGUGGAGAAUGUGACACUGGCAAUAGGAACACAAACGAAACUCAGGUACAUUGAAACCACUCAGCCUUACUCUUUAUUUUCCCAAUUCCUCAUUAAUAAAUACAAAAUAAUGUAUUCUAGCAUUUGAAACCAUAGCAGUACUUCUUUUUUUUACAAACCUGUUUCGACAAUAUAUUAGAGGAAUAAAAAAACCACUCAAUAAAUGUUUGAAUCUUAAGAAGAAACUCAAAAAAGAUGGUCAUGACUUUUAAAGGGGUAAAUUAUUUUGCUAAUUAGGUUUGAUUCUUCCUACAUUUUGUAGAACGUUUAGUAUGACAAACGGGUUUCGAGUAUUAACGAUUUUGGUCUACCAAUUUAACAGACGACUUGGUCGUUUGAAAAACUUUUCGAGAUCUGAGAGGAAAGACCUAUCUUGUAUCUUAUCCAUUCCUUGUAACACUCACGUAUAAAUACAAAUUAGCCGUCCCCCAGGCGUUCUCUUUCAAUCCGAACAAAGUCUAGGAAGGGGUCACGUGACGGCUCACAGUAGCAUUCAGAAUUGUCCUUUUCACAGUUGUGGGCUUGGUGGCCAAGCCUUUGAACAGGAGUGAGGCUAAGGGUGACCUUGUUAUGAUAGAGAUGUUGC